Molecule: messenger RNA, 717 nt
Organism: Chaetomium fimeti
Lineage: Eukaryota; Fungi; Ascomycota; Sordariomycetes; Sordariales; Chaetomiaceae
Exons: 1
Coding region: 98-688 (196 amino acids)
Source: RefSeq, a predicted model, not a curated record
GUCACUCGACUCGGCCGACCUCUCCCACGGCCACCGCCGACCGGCCCGCCACCACCGCCGACCCCACCACAGCAGCAGCAGCAGCAGCAGCAGCAACAUGAACCAACACGAGCAACAACCCCCCCGAACCUCGCGCGGGGUGCCCCGGGACUCGCGCGAUCGGGACCGCGAUCGGGAUCGCCACCACCGGCCGCGUCCGCGACCCCGGGCCCGGUCCCCCUCGCCCGCCGCCUCCACCUCGGCCACAUCCACCUGCUCCUGCUCGACAGCGACAACAACAACAACAACCACCACGAGCGGCCCCACAACCAACAGCAGAACCACCCAUAGUAGUAGCCACAACAACCGCAAAGCCCUCAUCCCCUACCCCCACGCCCCGCAGCAGCAGCGCCGCCACCGCCAUGGCUCUUUCUCAGAUGACGAUGAUGAUGACAGCGCUCCCGAGGAGUACACGGUCUACCCGGACGGGCGGAUCCGCGAGCACCGGCGGCCGCGGCGCAGUGGGGGGAAAGAAAAGGGUUAUCGGGAUGGUGGCGGGUAUCGGGAUGGUUAUGAUGACGAGUAUGAGUAUGGGGGUAGUGGGGGGAGGAGGUUGCGGCGGACGCGGUCGCGGUCGCGGGAGGAGGCGAAGGGGUUUUUGAUUGCGGCGGUGGUGCUUGUGGCGGGGAUUGUGUUGUGUUCUGAUUGAGGAGCGGGGGGUGGGGAUACGGAUCGAGG